AUGUCAUCCUUAAUUUAUAGAUGGUUUCUUUCACAAAAACCUUUGAAUUCAGAUGUGUCUGAAUUAGAAACAAGUUUGAACAUUAAAAAAUCCAUUCAAUCUAUCAAAAAUUAUCGUUGGACAUGGAAAAGUAUAUGUCACUAUGGUUUUAUGGCAUCAAUUUUACUUUUUACUUUUAUCACAAACCCUUUGCCCUGGAUUAUUAAAUGCUCAAUAUAUUCAUUUUUAAUACUUUUAUUUCUAAUUCCUUUGACAAGUCAGUUUUUUUUCAACGCUUUACCUAUCUUCACUUGGUUAUCACUUUAUUUUACAUCUUCUUAUUUCUCACCAGAUAAAAGACCACCCAUUACUGUUAAAGUCUUACCUGCAAUUGAAACCAUAUUAUAUGGUGAUAAUUUGUCAGAUAUUUUAGCCACAUCAACAAAUUCAUUUUUAGAUAUAUUAGCAUGGAUCCCAUAUGGUCUCUUUCAUUUUGGUGCUCCAUUUGUAGUUGCUGCAAUUCUAUUCAUCUUUGGUCCACCAACUAUCUUACAAGGUUACGCCUUUGCAUUCGGUUAUAUGAACCUUUUUGGUGUCAUUAUUCAGAAUUUUUUUCCUGCUGCACCACCAUGGUAUAAGAUCCUUUAUGGUUUACAGUCUGCACAUUAUGGUAUGCAUGGUUCACCAGGUGGAUUGGCAAGAAUCGAUCAAUUGUUACAUAUUAAUCUUUAUACUAAUGGGUUUGAAAAUUCUUCAGUCAUCUUUGGUGCUUUUCCAUCUUUACAUUCUGGUUGUGCCACUAUGGAAGCACUGUUUUUCUCCUAUUGCUUCCCCUUCUUAAGACCAUUAUUUAUUGGCUAUGUUUGUUGGUUGUGGUGGUCAACAAUGUAUUUGACUCACCAUUAUUUUGUUGAUUUGAUGGCAGGUUCCGUUUUAUCUUAUGUGAUUUUCCAAUAUACUAAAUAUACUCAAUUGCCUUUAGUCGACACAAGUCUACUUUGUAGAUGGUCCUAUUCAACUAUAGAAAAGUAUGAUAUGGUAAGGGAGGAUCCGUUAAGUUUUUUUGAUAAUGAUGAUAUCGAAAAUAUUCCAUUAGCAUCAUUGGAUAAUUCGCGAGUCCUCGAUUUAAAUGAUAACAGUGUUUUAGAGUUUGAUUUGGAUGAUCAAGAUAGUGUGGCACCAACAAACAUUUUUGAUAGAAAUUCAUAUACUUCACGAUCAUCUGCUACAUCAAAUAUUUCCCUAGACGAAAUUAUUUUGCCACCAAGAGUUAAUAGCAAUAAGAGAAUAGAUUAA
Arxiozyma heterogenica is the source of this 1275-nucleotide messenger RNA. RefSeq names its product inositol phosphorylceramide synthase (gene AUR1). Gene Ontology annotation, biological process: inositol phosphoceramide metabolic process; sphingolipid biosynthetic process. Lineage: Eukaryota; Fungi; Ascomycota; Saccharomycetes; Saccharomycetales; Saccharomycetaceae. Gene Ontology annotation, molecular function: inositol phosphoceramide synthase activity. Gene Ontology annotation, cellular component: inositol phosphoceramide synthase complex. The transcript has a single exon. Bases 1 to 1275 code for a protein of 424 amino acids. The record is from RefSeq and is a predicted model, not a curated record.